Molecule: messenger RNA, 1501 nt
Organism: Pygoscelis adeliae (Adelie penguin)
Lineage: Eukaryota; Metazoa; Chordata; Aves; Sphenisciformes; Spheniscidae
Gene: BOD1
Product: biorientation of chromosomes in cell division 1
Exons: 4
Coding region: 1-615 (204 amino acids)
Source: RefSeq, a predicted model, not a curated record
AUGGAUACUUCUGAGUGCCUGGAUGAGUCAUGGGGGCUUUAUACCCAACUUGGAGAUAGCCAAGACAGACUAGUGCUCGUGACAAGGUGUCCGGCCGGAGGGACAGCUUUUCCACUCCAGCAGGAGAGCGCUCGUGUGUCUCCGCAGAACCCGACGGUUGCACGAGAUGCUUUCGUCAGUGUAAAGCUCGGGCUCUGUACAUACUACCGUUUUUCCCUCUUCUCUCCUCAAAGCUGCCAGAUGGACAGGGACAGCUUACGCCGCUUCUCAGAGCUGCUGAGUUUUAAUCAGCCAGCCUAUCAAAAUUUGAGGCAGAAAGUAGACAACUUUGUAUCGACCCACCUGGACAAACAGGAAUGGAAUCCAGCAAUGAAUAAAAACCAGUUACGAAAUGGGCUAAGGCAGAGUGUGAUUCAGUCAGGAAUGCUGGAAGCUGGAGUGGACAGAAUUAUUUCUCAGGUGGUGGAUCCAAAACUAAACCACAUCUUCAGGCCCCAGAUAGAGAGGGCGAUUCAUGAAUUUUUGGCUGCACAAAAGAAAGAGGAAAGUGUGCCAGCUCCUCCUCCAGAGCCUGAGAAUAAGGAUCCUCCUGCUCCAUCUCAGGAUGCCUCCUAAAGUGAGUUCCUGAUACUAAGCGGCUGCAGUUGCAAAAUAUGUGUCCUGUUAGAUUGGCAAUGGAUUACUUGUUCCAUUUGGUGCAGGGCUGCUGUCUGCCAAAGAUGAUUAACCUUUAUCAGACCUGUGGGAAGGCAUUGAAAUCAGUGAAAUUCAGAUGCACCCAGAGUUCUGCGUGUGGAGGGAGAGCCAAAAUGUGAAGAUAUUUUUGCUAUUAACAGCAAUACGGAGAGCAUCACGUAUUCUUGUUAGUCAUGGCUUCAGGCAAGGGGGUGGGAAGAAGAAGGGAGUUGGCUCUUGUCUGGAGGGGGCAGGGAAGUGGUUUGAGAUGAUACUGGACUUGGGAGCAGGAAGAAAAGAAAGACGUUUUGGGGGGUGGGGUAGUCUCUUGGAGACCAAGUAAGAGCUGACAGAUUUUCUUUGAUAAACGCCAGAUGAGAGGAAGCAUCAUACACCUCUGCUGCAUAACACAGCAUUGAGUAGUAGGUGCCAAGUCAGGUGUAACUCAUUGCACUGCCUGCUUUAGGAAAGACAUUUCCUGUUUAAAACUGGAAAGAACAUUUCAGGAUCAAUUAUCUAGAUAAUUUCUGUUGCAUUGCAGGAAAAUGUUUACAGUUGGCUAUGACUAUAGCUGAUUUAAUUCUUACUUCCUAGGUAACUCUGGGAAGCAAAGGGCACCAGAGUAGGUGAUCAGUUUGAAACUUGUCUCUUUCAACUUGAAAGACUUUUCUUUCCCAUGCAAUUUCUCAGGUGCCUAGUGGAAACUGUCCUAUGCUUUCAGCUUGAAUGCAUGCAGUGUCCUCUGGAUGACAGUCAAGUAGAGAAUGUGAUCAAAUAUUCUGCCAGCAAAUGUCCAUACCUUUUGCAAUAAAAGACUUCAAAAAGC